This is a messenger RNA of Sinocyclocheilus anshuiensis, 785 nucleotides long. RefSeq lists its product as uncharacterized. The record is from RefSeq and is a predicted model, not a curated record. Gene Ontology annotation, cellular component: nucleus; cytoplasm. Bases 15 to 785 code for a protein of 256 amino acids. The transcript is spliced from 5 exons. Gene Ontology annotation, biological process: protein desumoylation. NCBI's taxonomy places the organism in Eukaryota, Metazoa, Chordata, Actinopteri, Cypriniformes, Cyprinidae. Gene Ontology annotation, molecular function: SUMO-specific endopeptidase activity.
GUUACUUAACAGAAAUGUGGAAAAACACAAGAAAAACACCACGGAUAUUUUCUGCAGAUUCUAUGCCAGCCCUGAAAUUGAGGGUACCUGAACAGCAAGGAAACACCUCCGAGUGUGGCAUAUUUGUAUUACUCUAUGCAGAGAAUUUGCUGAAGGAUCCUCCCAAAGAACUAAUCAAUGAGCUUGACUGUACGUCCUGGUUUACACUGGCCGAUGCAUUUUCAAGGCGUGCACAGAUCAGGGACAAAAUGCAAAGUAGUUUAGAAGCACAGGGAAGUAAAGCAGAGGAAAACAAAGCAGAAGAAAGAGAAAGUGAAGAGCAAAUGGUUGACGAGAGAGGGCAAGAGGAAAACAUAGCCAAGAAAAGAAAAAUAGAAGGUAGAGAGGAAGAAGACAUACCUAAGGAAAGAGAAGAGGACAAAACAGCUCAGGGAAGAAACUAUACAGUUCUGGGAAGGCUGUCAGUGCCAGGCACCAAAAGAAAGUACACAGUCACUCAAGAUGAACUGAAGAGAAGAAUCAUGGCAGAAAACAUGUCAAACAACAUGUUAAGAAGCCUGAUUAGGGUGCGUAAAGAGGAUCUCCCUCAGGAGCUUAGAGAACAACGGCCGAUAAAAGCCAAGACAAAAAUAAGCAUCUUCUCUGUUCUCAGUGAAGGGGAGGCCACAGAUUUAGCCCAGGAGCUGGGAGCCACGCUAGGGAGACAUGUAAACCUAGGCAUGAUUGCAAGUGUUCCCAGUGCUGAGGCAGACAUUGCAAAAUUCUCUCUCAUGUUGGGAGUCUGA